Messenger RNA from Apis laboriosa (Himalayan honeybee), 1591 nucleotides. RefSeq names its product protein escargot-like. Gene Ontology annotation, biological process: regulation of DNA-templated transcription. Bases 1 to 1524 code for a protein of 507 amino acids. Gene Ontology annotation, molecular function: DNA-binding transcription factor activity, RNA polymerase II-specific; RNA polymerase II cis-regulatory region sequence-specific DNA binding. The record is from RefSeq and is a predicted model, not a curated record. NCBI's taxonomy places the organism in Eukaryota, Metazoa, Arthropoda, Insecta, Hymenoptera, Apidae. The transcript has 2 exons.
AUGCUGGUCGAAGAAGUGCCGAGAAGCUUCGUGAAGAAGAACAACAAUUACAGCCACUGUCCGUUGAAAAAACGGCCAGUCCAGAUGCUGGACGAAGAAGUGUCGGAAGUUAAAGAAGAGAUAGAAAUCGAUGUCGUCAUGGACGAUAUACCCGAGCCAGAGAACCUGAGUACAAAGCCGGAAGAUUUGAGCAAAACGGCGGAACGUAAUCAGCAACAGGAGCAGGAGGCGACCGAGCAACGGGCGUCCAACGAUUCUCCUUCGCCGAUCCCGAAAAUCUCAUCCUCGCCCCCGUUGAUGAGCAGGCCGACUUCUCCGAACGCGUUACACGGCCACAUCCACCCCGUGCACCAUAUUCAUCAUCAUCACCAUUACCCGACAAAAGUGAUCACGCCACCGGUUGGAAUCGCGCCGAUUCACCCGGUGGCCAAGAAGGCGCGAGUGGAAGUAAUCCAGCACGAUAAUUCGUCGUCGACGGGCGCCGUGACGGCCACGCCCGCCCCCCUGCACUUCAUGGCGAGCAAAGCGCCCCUCGAACCUCUCAAUUUGAACACACCGGUCGAGUCGUUGCCGCAUUACGCGGCUCCAGCGUGGGCGCGGACGGCUCCUCUUUAUCCCCCUCACUAUCUCCCCUACCCGGCAGCGUAUCACCGUUACCAUCCCGCUGGCGCGGAGCUGUACCCAUCCUAUCCGAUGCCCGCUUAUCCACACUCGUCCCCGGAGCAUCAUCAGGCGGUCUCGCCGCCGCCGCACAGCGCCCUCACCUGUCCAACGAUACAACGACCGAUCGCGAGAAGUUACGCGCACUGGGCGAGCCCGGAUCACUGCGGCCUGUCCCCGACGAGUUCGUUGGGGUCGGGAUCGUUGAGGUCGCCGCCCCCAGUCACGCCGGAGGAUCUGUCCUCUCCCGGAAGCGACAGCGGAAGAUCGUCGGCCGGCAGCACGUCGGCGGGUAGCGCGAUCGUCCAUCCGAAAAUGGAGAAAUCCGGAGUGUCGAGCAGUUCAACCGCGUCCAUGUCUUCGAAUUCAUCCUCCUCCUCGUCCUCUUCUUCGUCGACGUCCCCGAGAUACCAGUGCCCGGAUUGCGGUAAAUCGUACUCCACCUAUUCCGGGUUGUCGAAACACCAACAAUUUCAUUGCGCUGCGGCUGAAGGGCAGGCGAAGAAAUCGUUCUCGUGCAAAUACUGCGAGAAGGUGUACGUGAGCCUGGGCGCGUUGAAAAUGCACAUCAGAACGCACACGUUGCCUUGCAAGUGCCAUCUCUGCGGGAAAGCGUUCUCCAGGCCUUGGCUCCUCCAAGGGCACAUCAGAACGCACACGGGGGAGAAACCGUUCAGCUGUCAGCAUUGCAACCGCGCGUUCGCCGACAGGAGUAACCUGAGGGCGCACCUUCAGACGCACAGCGACGUGAAGAAAUAUUCGUGCACCUCGUGCAGCAAAACGUUUAGCAGGAUGUCAUUGUUGACUAAACAUCAGGAGGGUGGAUGCCCGGGCGUAACAGUCCCGAUGGGCUACGGUUCUUGAGGACAUUGACGAAGGCGAAGGCGUGGUGGUGCGCGGUCGUACCGAACGAGGGGAUCCCUUUCCACGG